Molecule: messenger RNA, 1147 nt
Organism: Salvia miltiorrhiza (redroot sage)
Lineage: Eukaryota; Viridiplantae; Streptophyta; Magnoliopsida; Lamiales; Lamiaceae
Product: transcription factor MYB36-like
Exons: 3
Coding region: 173-1018 (281 amino acids)
Source: RefSeq, a predicted model, not a curated record
GGGAUGGGUAAGACUUUUUUGGUUUGUCCGAAUGCAAGUGUAUCACAUCAUCAUCUCCCCACCUAUAAAUUGAGGUCUUCCACUCUGACAUAAACAGAUUAAAACACAAAUCAAAGGUUUGAAUUUGGUCGGAGAAAUUGAGAAGAAAUUAAUAAAAAUAAAAUACUAAAAGAUGGGGAGAGCUCCAUGCUGUGACAAAGCCAAUGUGAAGAAGGGGCCAUGGUCUCCUGAGGAAGAUUUCAAACUCAAAUCAUACAUCGAUCAAUUCGGCACCGGAAACAAUUGGAUUGCUCUUCCUCAGAAAAUCGGGUUGAAGAGAUGUGGGAAGAGUUGCAGGCUGAGAUGGCUGAAUUACUUGAGGCCCAACAUCAAGCAUGGUGGAUUCACUGAGGAAGAAGACAACAUUAUUUGCAGCCUCUACAUCAGCAUAGGCAGCAGGUGGUCUAUAAUCGCGGCACAGUUGCCCGGGAGGACGGACAACGACAUCAAGAACUACUGGAACACGCGGCUAAAGAAGAAGCUCUUGGGGCGGCACAGAAAGCCGGCACCGAUCCCCGGCCAAGAAGCGGCCGGGGAAGACGCCUUCGAUCUGUACAACCUCAGCAGCUCAGCUCUCGAGAGGCUGCAGCUCCACAUGCAGCUGCAGUCCCUCCAAAACCCUCUCUCUCUCUUCAACAAUCACCUGCAGCAGAAGAUGAUCCAAACCCUAGAUUCCCUCAAUCCGCACCAAUUAAUCGCCCCUCCUGCAUUCGGACAAGCUCCGAUGGCGGAGCAGAUUAAUCCCCUUUUACUCGACGAAAAAUCAUGCGGUUUUGCGGCGGCGGCGGAGGAGAAUCUGCAGACAGUUGGCGAUGAUGAGUUCGAUUGUUUUAAGGAAAUGGGCGGCGUGGAGAGGGAGAAUCUUGCAUGGUGGUGUAAUGAAUUCGAGGUGAAGUCGACGUCGUCGAGCUCGUGGGAUUCGACGGCUGUGAUUGAUCAUCAAAUUUAUGGGGAUUAUGAUAUGGGUUUUAGCAUGUGAGGAUCACUUCAAUUUGCUUAGUUCAUAAAAGGAGGGAGUUUGAUGUGGUUAUUCUAUAUAUGUAAAUUGUUGUGAAUAAAUGCUUUUUUAGGGAAAGUCGGUAGUAAAAUGUUACGUUUGCAUGAUUUA